ACUAUGGAGAGACAGAGAGAGAGCGCGCCAAGCCAGGGAGAAAGAAAGAGGAUUGGGGAAUCUGUGGAUAAGGCUCAGCUCACGACACUUGUCAAUCUUUUACCAUCCGCACCGAAUAUAUCUUCUUUUGACUUCAAGCCCAACUUAAGGCCCAUUACAGAAUAUCUGAAACCGGUCGUAUUUCAAGCGGCUGAUCGGUGCUUUCGUCUUCCCCGGCCAAAUUGCAUCGGCGGGAACAAAACGAAAGGUACAACUUUGAUCUCAAAAGCAACAAAAAUGGAGGUUAUCGACCAAUGGGUUGCCGAAUUUUUCAUCCGUCGCCAACACAAUACGAGGGUUUCUCCAAUUAACCUGCUUUCGGCGCUGAAGUUUGGAGAUUCCUCCGACUGUCUAAAGCUCAAGAUAUCUUCUGUUUUGCGGGACAUCUCCAAUUCCUUGAACCGAGGUAUGUUAGACGAGGGAACGCUUGACCUACUCGAGAUUCUUGAGAAGCUUCUGUUGCAGCAGCGUUCGCUAAUCAUGGAGUCUCACAAGUCUGCUUAUUGCUGGACGGCUGCUGAGUGCACGCUUAGAUUCAUGUGGCCAUUGUCUGCUUCGGAUGGCUUAUUCACCGAUGCCCUUGAGAAGAUAUGGACGAAGCGGAUUGGGAUUUUGAAGGAGAGUGGGAGCGAUUUGGUGACCCAUGACUUGUUAAAAUGGGAGACUGAUCUGAAGAAGGCCCUUGAGGAUCCUGAGCUCUAUCAGCGGAUUCGAGAAACUAACAUUAGGUACACUGCCAUCUCCUUCCUCACUCAGCUUCUCAAAGAGCAAUGGGCACUACUUGGGAACUCCUCUCUUGAAUCAGUAGCCCAAAGGAGGUUUCUUAAGCGUAAGGCUGAUAACAACGUAGAGGGCGAUUGUGUUGACAACAGAAGCGAUCCAAAUGCUGUUGAUGAAAGCACGAGGCGUUUGGAGAAUGACACCAUUGAUAAUGUCAACGAGCGGCGUGGAACCGGUGAAGGGGAGGACGGAAAUGGGAACAAUAGAGAUAUUGAAGGAGCGGGAUGUCUGGAGAAUGAUGAGAUUGAUAAGGUGAAUGAACAACAUGCAGCAGACGAGGAGCAGACAAUGAGUGCACAAGAACAGGAACAUGAGCCAAGUCUUGACAAAGGGGAUAAAAUGGCUGCUCGAGAGCUGAAGGAUUAUUUGUUAGAGAUUCAAAGACACAUCGACCCUUCCACUAGGCAAGAUCAAGAACCUAACAAUGCAAUCAAUCGUUCGGUAGAUGUCACUCCUCAGCCUGCUCGGGUUAAUAGGAGUGGAACAGGCGUUCAAGACCAUAACGAAGUAAGGCAACAGGAUAAUGUAAUUGCGAGGGGUUCGGGUAUUCAGGAAACAUGGUCUGGCAGAAUUCGGCCUCGUCUACCAACCCCUGUACCUCUGAAUGUAUCCCCGUUGAAGAAUGUAAAUUCCCCUGUCAGAAGGCGAAAAAAAUUCUGGACGCCUGAAGAAGAGAAAGCUCUGAGGGAAGGAGUGAAAGAGUAUGGUAAAUCAUGGAAAGAUAUAAAGAAUGCAAACCCUGCAGUAUUAGGGGAGAGGACAGAGGUGGAUUUGAAGGAUAAAUGGAGGAACUUAGUUCGGUAGAGGUAUCAUCAUUUGGGAAUCUUUUGCAAUGAGUCUUGAAUUGCUGUGGAGUUGUCUGUGUGACAUAUCAACUGUGGAGAAGAUGGUGGAGAAAGCGUCUUUCACAUUUUGUGUGGUGAAUGAACCCUGAACUCCUUGAGGGCUGGAGGAUGUCGCCGCCAACGAAGAAAAUGUUCAACGGUGACGUCACUGUCACUCUAUUCUCUUCUAUUCUCGUCAUGUUCCCCACUUCUGUUCUGACUAUUUCCAUUUUUGUUAAUUUUAAUAUUUUGGAUGUUUCUUCUGUCCACCAAAUUAUAUAAUAAUUGGGUCGAUUGAAUCGUGCAGUCUCCUCAAGCAACAAAACUCUUUCCUCCCCAGCAUCAAACUCUUAUCCUCUUUGCUAUUGUGUUUGUGGUUCCAAAAAAUAAGUCAGGGCAUAUUCUUUUCCCUCGUAGCCUAUUUAGCCAUGUGUCUUUUUCAAUGUGGUACACAUUUGAUGAUUUUUUUAAAGCUUGGUUUGAGUAUCUUUUGUUGGCACCUAAGAUUUGUCAAAGUUUGGAUUUUCAGAACAAAUAUAUAUAUAUAUAUAUAUAUAUAUUACAAUUGGGUCAAUAAAAAGAAACAUAUUAUUUUCUAUAAUAUAUGUGAUGCAAGCAAGGCUGAGGCUUGUCUUUAUUCAUUCUAUUACCAAUGGGUGGUUGAGGCCAAAAACUGUUCAUUUAACAAGAGGCCAAAGACUGUUCAUUCAACAUAUUAUCUACUGACGCUUCUUUGUUUAAGUAGAAGAAGAAGUAAGACGACUUUUGUUUCACCAGAGAUAUUUCUCAUUCAUAAAAACGAAAGCGUCUCGUCUCAAACAUUUCUGGGAUUAUCAGCCGAGUUUUGGGCAACCAUGAACAGGGAUCAAGUUUUAGAGUAUGUCGAAACGGAUCCGACUGGUCGCUACGGACGUUUUGCAGAAGUUCUUGGAAGAGGAGCGAUGAAGACAGUAUACAAAGCAAUCGAUGAGAUGCUGGGAAUAGAAGUAGCGUGGAGCCAGGUGAAGCUAAAAGAGGUUCUGCGUUCCUCUGUUGAUCUACAGAGGCUCUACUCCGAGGUUCAUCUUCUCAGCACUCUCAACCACAAAUCUAUCAUUCGUUUCUACACUUCGUGGAUCGAUGUUCAUUCCCAUACUCUCAACUUCAUCACCGAACUGUUCACUUCUGGGACCCUCCGACAGUA
Eutrema salsugineum is the source of this 2826-nucleotide messenger RNA. RefSeq lists its product as uncharacterized. The transcript has 6 exons. Lineage: Eukaryota; Viridiplantae; Streptophyta; Magnoliopsida; Brassicales; Brassicaceae. The record is from RefSeq and is a predicted model, not a curated record. The coding region runs from base 4 to 1623 and encodes 539 amino acids.